Messenger RNA from Anopheles stephensi (Asian malaria mosquito), 3085 nucleotides. Its product is annotated as proteoglycan 4-like. Lineage: Eukaryota; Metazoa; Arthropoda; Insecta; Diptera; Culicidae. The coding region runs from base 229 to 2691 and encodes 820 amino acids. The transcript is spliced from 2 exons. The record is from RefSeq and is a predicted model, not a curated record.
GCAUGGUGUAUGAGCUUGUCAAGCUAGGAGUUCGGUUGGACGGGCGCGGAUUUGUUAGCAAAUUGAUCAGUCGUUUAAUGAUUUCAGCCCGGUAGACGUAUAGCUUCAACUCGAGUGGCUUUUUCUAAUCGCAACUCUUUUAACUUUACCUCACACAUGCCGAAAGUCAAUGAUUUCAAUAUCACGUGUGUAGACUCUUCCUGAUAAGCAAGAGGGCGGUAUUUAUAGAUGUGCCAAGCACCUGCAAAAGAUCAUUUCCUCGUGGACAGCUGCAAUAGUUCUAUACCGAGCGAGAGUCCUCUCAUCAUGGCAGCAGUUUUCGAACUGUGUGUGCUUCUUCUGGUGUGUUACGUGUUUCGGGUGGAUUCGUACCCGUCAAAUAGGACAUCUUACAAAGACAAGGGGUAUUUUUUACAGUCGGUGAAUUUUGUGGAAAAUUAUACCCAAACGAAAAGUUUAGUGCAUUAUGUGUCGGCAUUUGUGCAAACCAGUUUACCUGAUGCAGGCAGUGAUUAUACUCCAUCGGAAGAUCCAACGACAGUGACUUAUGGACACGAAAAUCUUGCUUAUCGGUAUAGCAAAAAUGAUACGGAAGAUGCAAGUGGAACGGGUAAACUUGGGAUGACUUCACCACUUGAGAUUCAAGCACCGGAUACUAUUGCUUUGCUACCAGCGCAAACUACAACAACAGAUGAUCCAGAGUAUACAACAGAAACAGAUGAUCCUGAGGUGACCUCGCCAGAAGAGACUGAAGGACCAGAAACUACUUCGUUGCCAGCGCAUACAACAGAUGAUCCUGAGGUGACCUCGCCAGAAGAGACUGAAGCACCAGAAACUACUUCGUUGCCAUCGCAUACAACAGAUGAUCCAGAGUAUACUACAGAAACAGAUGAUCCUGAGGUAACCUCGCCAGAAGAGACUGAAGCACCAGAAACUACUUCGUUGCCAUCGCAUACAACAGAUGAUCCAGAGUAUACUACAGAAACAGAUGAUCCUGAGGUAACCUCGUCAGAAGAGACUGAAGCACCAGAAACUACUUCGUUGCCAGCGCAUACAACAGAUGAUCCUGAGGUGACUUCGCCACAUGAAACUGAAGCACCAGAAACUACUUCGUUACCAGCGCAUACAACAGAUGAUCCUGAGGUGACCUCGCCAGAAGAGACUGAAGCACCAGAAACUACUUCGUUGCCACCGCAUACAACAGAUGAUCCUGAGGUGACCUCGCCAGAAGAGACUGAAGCACCAGAAACUACUUCGUUACCAGCGCAUACAACAGAUGAUCCAGAGUAUACAACAGAAACAGAUGAUCCUGAGGUGACCUCGCCAGAAGAGACUGAAGCACCAGAAACUACUUCGUUGCCAUCGCAAGCAACAGAUGAUCCAGAGAAUACAACAGAAACAGAUGAUCUUGAGGUGACCUCGCCAGAAGAGACUGAAGCACCAGAAACUACUUCGUUACCAGCGCAUACAACAGAUGAUCCUGAGGUGACCUCGCCAGAAGAGACUGAAGCACCAGAAACUACUUCGUUGCCACCGCAUACAACAGAUGAUCCUGAGGUGACCUCGCCAGAAGAGACUGAAGCACCAGAAACUACUUCGUUGCCAUCGCAUACAACAGAUGAUCCAGAGUAUACUACAGAAACAGAUGAUCCUGAGGUAACCUCGCCAGAAGAGACUGAAGCACCAGAAACUACUUCGUUGCCAUCGCAUACAACAGAUGAUCCAGAGUAUACUACAGAAACAGAUGAUCCUGAGGUAACCUCGCCAGAAGAGACUGAAGCACCAGAAACUACUUCAUUACCAGCGCAUACAACAGAUGAUCCUGAGGUGACCUCGCCAGAAGAGACUGAAGCACCAGAAACUACUUCGUUACCAGCGCAUACAACAGAUGAUCCAGAGUAUACAACAGAAACAGAUGAUCCUGAGGUGACCUCGCCAGAAGAGACUGAAGCACCAGAAACUACUUCGUUGCCAUCGCAUAAAACAGAUGAUCCAGAGUAUACAACAGAAACAGAUGAUCCUGAGUUGACCUCGCCAGAAGAGACUGAAGCACCAGAAACUACUUCGUUACCAGCGCAUACAACAGAUGAUCCUGAGGUGACCUCGCCAGAAGAGACUGAAGCACCAGAAACUACUUCGUUGCCAUCGCAUACAACAGAUGAUCCAGAGUAUACAACAGAAACAGAUGAUCCUGAGGUGACCUCGCCAGAAGAGACUGAAGCACCAGAAACUACUUCGUUGCCAGCGCAUACAACAGAUGAUCCUGAGGUGACCUCGCCAGAAGAGACUGAAGCACCAGAAACUACUUCGUUGCCAUCGCAUACAACAGAUGAUCCAGAGUAUACUACAGAAACAGAUGAUCCUGAGGUAACCUCGCCAGAAGAGACUGAAGCACCAGAAACUACUUCGUUGCCAUCGCAUACAACAGAUGAUCCAGAGUAUACUACAGAAACAGAUGAUCCUGAGGUAACCUCGUCAGAAGAGACUGAAGCACCAGAAACUACUUCGUUGCCAUCGCAUAAAACAGAUGAUCCAGAGUAUACAACAGAAACAGAUGAUCCUGAGGUGACCUCGCCAGAAGAGACUGAAGCUCCGGGAAGUACUUCGUUUCAUACGACAGAAAGCUCAAUGAUCUUGGAAACUGGUGAUCGUAUAUCGAAUGAAACAAGACAUUACAGGUACAAAAAAUGAGCCUCUGAAGUCAGUGCCAAUCGUGAAGGGAUUAUAUUAUUUUAAUUGUGUCUCUGUGUUUCUAAAGAAUGUGUUACAUACUCAAUAGUAUUCUUAAAGGUCUUCAGUAGUUGAAAACUGAUGACGUGUCAUAGCCUUAGAAUCUUUCGGAAAAUCAUUGACACUUUGGCAUCACCAGGACUAUACAGUAAACGAAUGAUCUAACGAUUGCAUAUCAUCAAGCAGCCAUCCAACCUUCAUUAUCAGUGCACAGAACUGAUGGAAAACGUAUGACAAGGCUGAUAAACUAAGCGGCAUGAAAAAGUGUAACAAAAACCAAAUGAUAUGAAGUAUAACAACAGACAAACAAAACUGUGUUUAAUAACUAAGGACAAAAAAAGUUGGAAACAAAUUA